Molecule: messenger RNA, 1820 nt
Organism: Rana temporaria (common frog)
Lineage: Eukaryota; Metazoa; Chordata; Amphibia; Anura; Ranidae
Gene: TRMT9B
Product: tRNA methyltransferase 9B (putative)
Exons: 4
Coding region: 302-1654 (450 amino acids)
Biological process (GO): tRNA wobble uridine modification
Cellular component (GO): cytoplasm; nucleus
Molecular function (GO): tRNA binding; S-adenosylmethionine-dependent methyltransferase activity
Source: RefSeq, a predicted model, not a curated record
UGGACACACACUGGCCGAUGUGUGUUGGAAUGGACUUGUCACGUCCUGUCACCUUGCAGAGAUGAUCAUCACACAGGCAGGAAAAGAGAAGCGAGGUCACAUGAGCAGCCCUCCCCUCCCCCUCCUCCCCGAUCGGCUGUGUGAUGAAGCCGGGACUGGAGGAGACACAUCUGGACCGAACCUCGUCCAUCCGACCGACACCUGACCUUCAUCCGUCCACCGAGGGGGGGCGAUCGGUGUCAGCUAUGGAGGGGCCACCUACCCAUGCUGGCCACUGACCGUCCAAUCCAUCCGCCGCAGCAUGGACUAUGAAGCUGCCCAGCUGGAAAAUCAACAUGUGCACAGCGUCUAUGAGAGCACAGCUCCAUACUUCAAUGAAGUGCAGAGUAAAGCUUGGCCGAAGGUUCGACAGUUUCUGCUGGAUCAAAAGCCAGGCAGUCUCAUUGUGGAUAUAGGUUGCGGUACAGGCAAGUACCUAAGUGUGAAUGCCGAGACGUAUAAUCUGGGCUGUGAUUACUGUGAGCCUCUAGUGGAGAUUGGUAGGAAUAACAACCUCGAGGUCAUGGUGUGUGACAACCUGAAUCUGCCUUUUAGAGACCAGUGCUUUGACACUGUCAUCUCCAUUGGAGUUAUUCAUCAUUUUUCCACCAAACAAAGAAGGAUCCGUGCAAUAAAAGAAAUGUCCAGAAUCCUGCUUCCAGGUGGUCAGAUAAUGUUAUAUGUAUGGGCCAUGGAACAAAAGAGCCGCAGGUUUGAAAAGCAAGACGUGUUUGUGCCAUGGAACAAAGCAUUGCUGACUCGAUGCACCUCUGACACAAGCCAAUGUGAAAGCAAACAGAAUUCAAAGCAGCACAACACAGCCUUGAAGUCAACGAGAGAGAAUGAGACCAUUAACUUACAUAAUCUGAAACACACACUGGAAUCGAAACAAGCGCACAAUUCUGGCAACUGUAUAGCAGCUGAAUCAUGCUGCAUUAAGUUUUCUAAUGAAGAAUCAAGACUCUACAGUGCCAUAGGAAAAUCGAUCCGGUCCUGGUUCUUCUCUCGAUCCCUUGAUGAGUCCUCCUUAAGGAGACAAAUUGACAAAAUGAAGUCUCUGAGCCCGGUCAGUGGUUGGGUGAAUAGUACUGUAUCUGUGCAGCCUUCUCGACACUGCAGUCUAGAUCUUGGACAUCAGAGAAUAAUACUCAAGGAGCACAGUUUUGAUGAUGAUGAUGUUUUCAUUAAAAACAGUUCCCAUGAAAAGCAGCAGUGGUUCCUAACUUUAGAUUCCUCAAAAACAGGAAAUGGAAGGCACUGUGAAGUGGCUCAGGAUGGCACAAAGCAAACCGGCUUUCAGACCGACUCUAAGCACUGCACUUGCAUUAGUAGCAAUGAGACUGAUAAGUGUACCCAAAGCAGAGUUCUAAAGAGAACAUCUACGACUGAUUCCAGCGAUUCAGUUCUGGAUGAAACGGUAGCCGCCAGCGAUCAGGAGGCUGAUACUUUAGACUCCAAGGAAUUUUUGAGAUAUUACCAUGUGUUCCGUGAAGGAGAAUUACGGAGUCUUUUGGAGAGUGAUGUCCCAGAACUGCAUGUUAUCAGUUGCUGCUUUGACCAUGGCAACUGGUGUAUAAUUGCAGAAAAGAAGUUAUCUUGUGUUGCAGACAGCUAAUAUUUACCAAGUUAGCUUGAAAGGAAUAUGAGAUCACUCAUUGCUGAAUUGCUUUUGGAGGUACAGUACAUGGUCCUGGGAUGUCCUCCUUAUCCUUUCUUGUGUGACAUUGAUUAAUUAGCAUCAUUUUAUGUGUAAAGCAAUUCCUUAAAGUGGAGGUUCACCC